Messenger RNA from Ipomoea nil (Japanese morning glory), 1016 nucleotides. RefSeq lists its product as uncharacterized. NCBI's taxonomy places the organism in Eukaryota, Viridiplantae, Streptophyta, Magnoliopsida, Solanales, Convolvulaceae. The coding region runs from base 61 to 531 and encodes 156 amino acids. The record is from RefSeq and is a predicted model, not a curated record. The transcript has 2 exons.
UCUUCCAUAGACCAAGCCUGCACAUCAUGGAAUAUCAUUUCCCAUAGAAGGAUCAAUCCCAUGGGCACCCAAUUCUCCACUUAUACAAGUUUCAAACUGGGCUGCCUUGCAUUUACUUUAUAUCCCAAAGUGAGCCAUGGUGCAUCAAGCCUUAUGUUUCAAACUGCAUGUCUGCUCCUUCUUUCCCUUCACCUCACCUCAGUUUCAGGCCAAGAUUAUACCAAUCUCAACCAUGAGAUAUCAUUUCCCCAUUUAGGAUCAAUCCCAAGACUGUUCAGGUUCCUCUAUUCUCUUAGCUUCAGACUUCCAGGUUUUCCCAUCUCAUGGUGCUUUAUUCCCCAGUGUGAGGUCCAAACCCAAAACUCCACCAUAAAUGGCUUUGAGUUGGGCUACAAGAAUCCACUCCAUCAUCCUAUUCAGCACAUGUGGAAUCAUCUCCCAUACAAGGAUCCUCCCCAUGGCAGUCCCAAUCUCCACUUAAAAGCUUUGAUCAGGAACUGCAGAAUGCCCAGCUUCCCAUCAAACCUGUAGCUCACCUGCAACCAAGUCCUGAAGGCUACUUCAACAUUUUCUGUCCUGCUCCUGUUCCCUUCCCAGGUUGAGGACCUCUAUUCAAGAGAUAUCAACACCCCUCCACUAACAUAGCCUUGGAGUGUUGCUACAAACCAGAUUCACCCAAAGCCUCAUAACACUACUCUCCUCUGCAUCAUUCAAACUUCAUCUCUGUUCUGCCCACAAUACUGACAGAGACCAGGCAUCUUAGGACCAAUCUCUGCAAACAGAAGCAUAUGAAAUCAUUUCCCAUGGAAGGAUCAUCCAUAUGGCAGCCCUAACCUCCACUUCAAAAGCUUUAGCUAGAGGCUGCAAAUCUGAACUGUUCCACUGGCCAUGGUUUCAUUCAAAAUCAAGGGAUACAUAGUAGGAUCCACCCCAUGGCAGUCUAGCUCUCCACCCAAAACUGGAUUGUGACUUUUGAGUGGAUAAAUUUGAAGGUGCAUCACACCUAGACUAUGUGA